AUGUCCGAAGAUAUUCUGUUGGCAAUACCCGAGGAGUUCCGGGCCUUCCCUUACAAUGCACCAUAUAAAAUCCAAAUCGAUUUAAUGCAGCAUCUCUACGAGGCAAUUGAACGGCGAAAAUUAGCAGUUGUUGAAAGUCCUACAGGCACAGGUAAAACACUAAGCCUGUUGACAAGCUCCCUUACUUGGCUGCAUGACCACAAGGACCGUAAAAAGAGGAUAACGCUGGAAAGCUUGCGCGGCUCCCUGGACUCUGCGGAUGACCCAGACUGGGUCAUUACGCAGACCCUUGACCGCAUGAAAGCAAAGAUUGAAGAAGAGGAACGUGCCUUCGAGGAGCACCUUGCAAAACUUCGAUACGAAGAGCAGAUAAUGAGAAAAGGGAGCGCCCGAGUGACAAAACGACCUAGAUUAAUGGAUCGUGAUGCAAGCCCCGUAGCGGGUUAUGACGAUGAUAUCUUCCUUCCCGAAGACCAAGAUACUAGCACGCACCGUAUAGAUGUGAACCCAAUACUGGACUUACAAGAUUCCAAGUUCGUCUCAGCGGUCCAUUGUGAUUGUAUUCGCUAUUAUUCAUUUAUUUUCAGACAGACUGUAUCGCCGGCCUCAAGCACGAAGGUUUUCUUCGCUUCUCGAACUCACUCACAACUGUCGCAAGUAAUACACGAACUAGAAAAGUUAAAACCCGAUGGUUUCAAUCGUGAGAUCGAGGAGGACAGUCGCAUUUCUCCAAGAAAUGGCAAUGGAUCAUCAUCUCCCCUUCCGCGUAGCGUGUCUCUGGCUUCUCGUACCCAUCUAUGCAUAAACGAGAAGCUCCGUGCCAGAACCGCUGAUCUGGAUGAGGGUUGUCGCGAAUUACUUCAAGGCCGUCAAGAAGAUCGCUGUCCCUAUCUACCCCAGCUUGGUGAAGAAGAUCGUUUGCAUGACAUCCGCGACAGGAUACUGGCUUCCCCCAAAGAUAUCGAAGACUUAGUCUCUACAGGCAAGGAACUAAGACUUUGCCCAUACUUCGGCUCUCGUUCAGCCGUCUCAUCUGCAGAGCUCGUCACACUUCCUUACAACCUCCUAUUACACAGCCGUUCUCGUCAGGCUCUCGAGAUAGAUCUAACUGAUCAGGUCGUCAUCGUCGACGAAGCCCAUAAUCUAAUCGAGACGCUCUUGCAAUUGCAUACAGUUGAGCUAUCGACUAGCUUACUACGACGCGCGAUCCAACAAUUAGCAAAAUACUUUAGUCGAUUCCGUACACGGCUUACUACUAAUCACGCUGUCCAUCUAAAACGGCUUUUGCUUUUCCUACGAGCAUUGGAGAAUUUUGCAGGAAGCUGCUCCAACAAGACACCCUCAGUGCCGGAGCAUGAAGUCGUCAUGUCCGUAUCCGCCUUCGUAGACAACAUGGGAAGCAAAGUCAACGAUAUCAACUUCCUUGAACUGCAUUCCUACCUCACCACAAGCAAGAUAGCUCACAAGGUCAGUAGGUACUCAGAAGAAGGCGAGGUUGGCACCGAAGAACCUACAGUCCAAAAGGAACGAGUUUCAGGCUCUGUACUUCCCGUACAUGUCGUCGAAGCAUUCAUCGCAAGCCUUGCAAACAAUGCCGAAGGUACAAAUGAUACUGCAACGCUUCACCUCUUCGCGGACAAAUCAUCACCAGACGAGAAACGAAUUCGUUACCAACACCUAAAUCCAGCUACACAUUUCGACGAAAUAGUUCAAAACGCGCGUUGCGUGAUCCUAGCUGGAGGUACUAUGUCUCCCAUCCCUGACGUGACUUUGCAACUGUUCCCAACAAUUCCAGAGGAUCGGUUAUCCGUUUUCUCAUGCGGACAUGUCAUCCCUCACGAGAACCUCAAAUGCGUCGUCCUAGGCAAAGGUCCCUUAGGGAGAGAUCUCGAGUUCAAGUACAAAGCCCGAGACGAUCAAUCACUUACGGACGAGCUCGGACAAUGCUUAUCUAACUUGGUCUCUAUUAGCCCGAACGGCAUCGUCGUUUUCUUCCCUUCAUACACCUUCCUUGACAGAGUGAAGAGUCGGUGGACCUCUAACGGCAUCCUAGACAGAAUUCAAAAGAAGAAACAAGUCUUCUUCGAACCACACGAAAGCAGCGAAGUCGAAAACGUCCUACGCGACUACAGCAUCGCAUGUACCCAGGUAACAACCGGACCGACCAAAGGCGCUCUCCUACUCGCAGUAGUCGGCGCAAAACUCUCCGAAGGACUUAACUUCGCCGACGAACUAGCUCGAGCAGUCGUACUCGUCGGGAUUCCAUACCCUAACCUGGGUUCCCCUGAAUUACGAGAACGAAUGAAGUACCUUGACAAAAAGAUGGUUGGCAGAGGGAACAACACCGGUAGAGCAGGCAACGAGUUAUAUGAAAACCUUGCGAUGAGGGCCGUCAACCAAAGCAUAGGUCGUGCAAUCCGACAUCAAAACGACUGGGCAGCCCUCAUCCUCAUCGACAACAGAUACAAAUCUCAAAAAGUCCAACAAAAGUUACCCGGUUGGAUACGUCAGAACAUCACAACACCUCAGUCAUUCGGACAGGCAGUCAAAGAGCUUGGCGAAUUUUACAGAGCAAAGCGCACUAGUAGAUAA
Messenger RNA from Fomitiporia mediterranea MF3/22, 2592 nucleotides. RefSeq names its product DNA repair helicase. Gene Ontology annotation, molecular function: ATP binding; DNA binding; DNA helicase activity. Lineage: Eukaryota; Fungi; Basidiomycota; Agaricomycetes; Hymenochaetales; Hymenochaetaceae. The transcript has 18 exons. The record is from RefSeq and is a predicted model, not a curated record. The coding region runs from base 1 to 2592 and encodes 863 amino acids. Gene Ontology annotation, biological process: establishment of sister chromatid cohesion; nucleobase-containing compound metabolic process. Gene Ontology annotation, cellular component: nucleus.